Messenger RNA from Penicillium robsamsonii, 276 nucleotides. Its product is annotated as Zn(II)2Cys6 transcription factor domain-containing protein. The coding region runs from base 1 to 276 and encodes 91 amino acids. NCBI's taxonomy places the organism in Eukaryota, Fungi, Ascomycota, Eurotiomycetes, Eurotiales, Aspergillaceae. Gene Ontology annotation, biological process: regulation of DNA-templated transcription. The transcript is spliced from 2 exons. Gene Ontology annotation, molecular function: zinc ion binding; DNA-binding transcription factor activity, RNA polymerase II-specific. The record is from RefSeq and is a predicted model, not a curated record.
AUGCUUCGGCGAUACACCGAAGAAUCUGAUUCCAGCUCUCCUUCCAUGGAGUUUGCGCGAGAACGUCGGAAGCCCCAAUCCCGCGUUAUGACCAAGAAAGAGAACUCCCACCCCCCUGGGCGAUUGGCCUGUGAUAUUUGUCGGGAGCAAAAGCAGAUAGCUGAAGUAAAAGCACCAGGCAAGGUUGGGUGUGAUCGGGCAGACCUAAAGUGUGGUCGUUGCACGCGCCUUGGCUACGACUGUAGCUACCAAGGGCGGAAACUAUCCGGGGAGUGA